AUGCUUCUUCGAGUACGAGGGCCUGAUGGCAUGAUCAGGGUGUCCCUGGAGAAGACGGACACCUUUGGCGAUCUCGGUCGAGAAAUCCUCCCCCAGCUACCCGAUACUGUCGAUCCGCGGACCCUUACCCUCUCCAACGCACCGACUGGCGGCGACGUCAAGUACUUGAAGGAUAUUGCCAAUUUCAAGAUAGGACAGGUGGGCUUGAAACAUGGCGACCUCAUCUUCAUAACAUACAAGCACCGAGCCGCGUCUGCUGUCACGGACCAAAACGGUGACUCGACCACUGCUACCACAUCAUACAGGUUGAACGGUAAACCGAUCCUGCCCAGCGAAGAAGUCCCGCUUCCGAACCCUGAUAUCGUUACAGUAGCGGAGGGCCCUCGCCCUUGGGACACUGUCAAGCAGUCUCCACUAGAUGACCUAUUAGACAAGAAGGAUGGCAAGAUCCCAAGACAGCGCAAUGCCAUGUGCCGACAUGGUCCCAAGGGAAUGUGCGACUACUGCAUGCCCCUCGACCCAUUUAAUCCCAACUACCUUGCCGACAACGGCAUCAAAUAUUUGUCAUUCCACGCGUACCUGAAGAAGAUUAAUUCGGCGACGAACAAGCCCGAGCACGGGAGCUCCUUCAUUCCUCCCCUUUCCGAACCUUUCUACCGUGUCAAACCAGACUGUCCUUCCGGACACCCCCAGUGGCCCGAAGGCAUUUGCAGCAAGUGUCAACCUAGCGCCAUUACGCUACAGCCCCAACCCUUCCGAAUGGUAGACCACGUCGAGUUCUCGAGUCCAGAAAUUGUCGACUCUUUCAUCAAUGCCUGGAGAAAAUCCGGCAGCCAGAGGCUGGGUUUCUUAUACGGUCGGUACGCCGAAUAUACCAAAGUACCCCUUGGAAUCAAGGCGGUAGUAGAAGCGAUAUACGAACCUCCUCAACUCGAUGAGAGCGACGGCUUGACGUUAGAGGCGUGGGAGAAUGAGAAGGAGAUCGACGAGGUCGCAAAGUUGUGCGGGCUAGAACGAGUGGGUGUGAUCUGGACAGAUCUUCUCGACGCCGGUAACAAGGACGGGUCUGUUAUAUGUAAGAGACAUAUCGACUCUUACUUCCUAUCGUCCCUUGAAAUCUGCUUCUCCUCCCGUCUUCAGGCCCAACAUCCGAAGACGACGAAAUGGAGCCACAGCGGCCGAUUCGGGUCUCCGUUCGUAACAUGCGUCAUCUCCGGCAACGAGCGCGGCGAGAUCGACGUUUCGGCUUAUCAAAUGUCGAACUCUGCCGUAGAGAUGGUCAGGGCAGACAUCAUCGAGCCGUCGGCUGACCCGGGCGUCAUGCUUGUCCAAGAGGAGGAGGAGGAUCCCACCGUCGCGCGGACUAGGUAUAUUCCGGAUGUAUUUUACCGAAAGAUGAACGAAUACGGCGCCAACGUACAAGAGAAUGCGAAGCCAGCAUUCCCUGUCGAAUACCUCUUCGUCACUCUGACUCACGGUUUCCCCGAUGAGCCGAACCCCGUGUUCACGGAGCCUGGGUUCCCAAUCGAGAAUCGCGGAUACGUGGGCGAGAGCCAGGAGCACUCGGCCGUCACAAAAAUGCUGAGGCGAUCUAGUGGCAAGGACCUUUCUUCCAUUUCCAACUUUCAUCUCCUAUGCUUCCUCCAUCAAAUGGGUGUUCUAUCAAAGGACGAGGAAGCACUCCUAUGCAGAGUCGCGUCCCAGCACGACCUCGCCGAUUCAUAUCAAUUGCAGUCCACCGAGGGCUGGCAGACCCUCAAGGCCAUCUUGCAAUCGACUGGUGAGCCCUCUCCAACCCCACGUUCCAAGCGCUCACGGGGGCCCGAAGACAACACAUCUCCGAGUGGAGCCUCAGUGACCAAAAGACGCCGCGGGGAGGAGCCGCGCGCAGUCGAGGGCCGUCAGCUGCCCAAAAAAGAGCCAACCGUCGAAGCGCCCCUUGCUAAACGUUUGUCUGCCGUUAGGCUGAACGACGACAAGUCUUCUGGGAAGAAGGCUCGUUCGAGUCGCGGGAGCACGGAGGAUGAGGACGUGGUCGUUAUAGAAUAA
Molecule: messenger RNA, 2049 nt
Organism: Scedosporium apiospermum
Lineage: Eukaryota; Fungi; Ascomycota; Sordariomycetes; Microascales; Microascaceae
Product: Nuclear protein localization protein 4
Exons: 4
Coding region: 1-2049 (682 amino acids)
Biological process (GO): ubiquitin-dependent protein catabolic process
Cellular component (GO): nucleus
Molecular function (GO): ubiquitin binding; ubiquitin protein ligase binding
Source: RefSeq, a predicted model, not a curated record